Messenger RNA from Mesorhabditis belari, 1344 nucleotides. NCBI's taxonomy places the organism in Eukaryota, Metazoa, Nematoda, Chromadorea, Rhabditida, Rhabditidae. The record is from the annotation of a GenBank genome assembly.
AUGGCGAGCACAUCGAAUUUCGCGGAUCCAUCGGAAGACAAUGGAACGAUUAUUCAAGGUCAGUAUGCGAUUAUCUGCAAGCAAGGCGGUGAGCAAAUUCGAUCGAUGCGCAUUCUUCCCAAGCAAAAUCUCCUCAUCGAGAAGCUCAAAGUGAAUACUGACGCUUUGAUCGGUCAACCGUUUGGUCUUUUCGAGAUCAAUUCCGGCAUCCCGGCACCAAUUUCGUUUGCGAAACUUCUCGCAGACGGGACUGUGGAUAUUGAUGCACAGGUUGAGAAUUCUUCCACUGAAGCACCCCAAUACGCUCCAUCAAGUGAUCAAGCUGCUCUAAAUGAUGCUCAGGCUCGUCAGAAAUACUCGGAAGAAGAAAUUGACGAGAUGAAAAGAAAAGGUGCCAGCGCUUCUGAAUUGGUUGCAAAGCUUGUCGAAGGGAGUCAAACAUUCCAUAAUCGGACAGAAUACGCGAAGAGCAAAUACAUAAGAAAGAAAGCCAGAAAACAUUCGGAUCGAAUUUUUGUUCUCCGUCCAACCGUUCGUCUCCUAUGUGAAAGCUACUAUAAAAAGGACGCGGAUCGAAUCGGGAAUUUGAGAUGGGAUCAGCUCGGACUCAUCCUACAAUUGGCCGGAGUUCAUUCAGGAAAACGAGUCGUCAUGUUUGAGCAAUCGUGCGGGAUUCUAGCGUCAGCGGUGCUCGAACGGUUGGGCGGUCGUGGAAGUAUGAUUUAUUUGCAUCGAGGACUUCAAGCUCAAGGCAUUCCGUGCGUCCAAGCGAUGAAUUUCUCAAGCCAGGUGAUGGGCACAUUGCACUCACUCCGGAUUGACACUCUUCUGAAUGACGGUAUCCCACGAGAAGAUCGAGAAAUUCCUCCCGGAAUGCCAAAACAGGAAACUUCUGAUUCGAUUGUGAGUGAGAAUUUGUUAAAUCAAAGAGAUGAAGAGAAAGAAGAGGAGUCGACGGUGAUGAUCAAUAUUGAAAAACGAGCCGAGAGGUCAUCACAACAGAGAAUGGCGUAUGCGCAAUUGUGCAACGGUUAUGAUGCGCUUCUUAUUUCAACGAGAACAGUUGAUCCGGUCUCACUUCUCGAGUUUUUGUACGAGAGUUUGCGUCCAUGUGGAACAGUUGUCAUUUACAGCCCGAAUCAGCAGUCGAUGGUGUUAGCACAAUCUUGGCUACGAGCAAAAGGAGCCGUCAACAUUCAAAUCCAGGAACAAAUGUUUCGAAUUCAUCAGGUUUUACCACAACGGACGCAUCCUUUGAUGAGCCAAAUGGUAGUCGGUGGAUGUAUCGUUUCGGCAAUAAAGGUUGUUGGCCCUCCGCCUGUGCCCCAAGCGAGUCACACUGCA